UAUGAUUUCUCUCCGACCCCAAUAAAGUGGGUUGAUCCACACGUCUGCCACUUUUAUGGCGCUUCCAGUGCAAAUCGCAGGCUUAUUUAUUCCGGUCUAAAAAGAAUCGCGUUAAGGAUAUUCCGUGGUAAUGCUUCUUUAAUACAGUCGUUUAAACCGACUUCGCCACGUUAGUCCGCUGUGCGUGGAUUUCUAUUAAUCCUCCGAGGUCAUGGAUCUCACAGAAGAAGACGCUGCCUUUUAUGCCCGCUUAAAUUGCACGGUAAACAGCUCGGUGGACGUGCUGAUGUUUGUGGACCAGAGUGAUCCCGGCUACUUGACCCAGAGAUAUAACCACAUCAGCAUCCUGCUCGUUUUGGCCGGUUUCGGUGUGGUACUCAAUGCCAGCAUGAUUGCGAUACUGCUGAAGAGUGCCUUGUAUCGUCAUUCGACGUUAAGCAUACUGUUAUUGCAGUUGUUUGCGGCUAAUUUGCUGGUGUCGGUGUUCUGUCUUCUGGCUGACGGGAUCUGGAACAUCACCGUGCAGUGGUUGGGUGGGGAUUUUCUCUGCAGAAUCAUCAAGUUUUGCCAAAUGUUCAGUUUAUACGCCACCAACCUGAUCCUCACCGGGAUAAGCAUUGAGACUUGCAUUACUGUGACCUUUCCGCUGAGUAAAUCCAGUAGGGCGGAGAGUCAAUCCCGAGUCAAAAUCAUCAGCGGAUUUACCUGGGUCGUCUCCUCACUGUGCAGUGUACCGCAGGCGGUGAUUUUCCAUGCGGAGCGUGCGCCGAUUUGCGCUAAAUUCUAUCAGUGCGUAACGCAUGGCUUCUACUCGAGCACCGACCAAGAGCUCGCCUAUACCAUGGCCACCCUCAUUGUCAUGUGCAUGGUCCCGUUGUGCGUUAUUAUUGUCUGCUACUUGGUGAUUUCCGUGGCCAUUACGAAGGAAUCAAGGAUUGCAGCCGGGAGUCCUGAUUCUGUCGUUAAUUUGAGGAUGUGCCCAUGUCAGUGCCACCUAGAAGAAACCAGCAUUUCCAUGUCUAGUAUGCAGAACACCGUGAUGCUGUGUCCGGGCAGUACGGGCCAGGGGAAACGGAUGUACCGGAAAACCCGGCAGAUAUCGUUGUGGAUGACUUUCAUUACGGCUGCCAGCUUUGUUAUCUGCUGGGUGCCGUACUAUGUGGGAAUGCUGGGAUAUUUGUUCCACUGGAGCAUCUCCUCUCGGACAAUGACUAUCAUUUUUUGUCUGGGAAUGAGUUUUUCGGUGGUCAAUCCGAUUAUUUUUGGCGGAUUUUUGUUAACCCGUCAUUCCAUCUGGAGCAACCAACAAUGGCACUACACAGUUAGACGACCUUCUAUUUUCUCGUUCAUUUGCUCUACAGAGCACGUACCGUAUUUUGCAUAAUUUAUUCUGGUUUUGCAUCUGCCGACACUGUCGUAUCAUAGUCUACGUGUAAAACGCUUGUUUUACUGGAUAAUUUCCUUUUUAAUGGUGGUACAAGUACAGCGACUGCGACAGGGAUAUUUGGUGUUUUGACUGUUCUGUUAUGGUACGGAAUUUGUGCUAUAGCUUCAUCCUGU
Molecule: messenger RNA, 1560 nt
Organism: Paramacrobiotus metropolitanus
Lineage: Eukaryota; Metazoa; Tardigrada; Eutardigrada; Parachela; Macrobiotidae
Product: gonadotropin-releasing hormone receptor-like
Exons: 8
Coding region: 212-1384 (390 amino acids)
Biological process (GO): G protein-coupled receptor signaling pathway
Cellular component (GO): membrane
Molecular function (GO): peptide binding; G protein-coupled receptor activity
Source: RefSeq, a predicted model, not a curated record